AUGCCGGCCCUUCCACAGUUCGAUUACAUUUUUGCGAUUGGCACAAUCUUCGCAUUCCUGGAUGCGUGGAACAUUGGAGCCAACGAUGUAGCUAACUCAUUCGCCACAUCUGUGGCCAGUCGUUCAUUGUCUCUCAAGCAAGCCAUGUGCAUUGCUUCUGUGAUGGAGUUCGCUGGAGCGAUGUUGGUCGGUUCUCGCGUCACUGAUACCAUCCGAACCAAGGUCAUCAGCACAAAACUGUUCGAGGAUGACCCAUCGGUGCUCAUGUUGGGCAUGAUGUGUGCCAUUGUCGGAUCUGCGACGUACCUCACAAUUGCCACGCGCUUUACCAUGCCUGUAUCUACAACACACUCAAUAAUGGGUGGUGUCAUUGGUGUUGGUAUUGCCGCUUCUGGCCCUCAAGGGAUCAAUUGGUCGUUCAAAGGUGUAUCUCAGGUCUUCGCCGCCUGGGGUAUCGCUCCUGGUAUCUCCGGUGGUUUUGGUGCUGUUAUAUUCUUGAUCACCAAGUACGGUGUAAUGCGCCGCAACAAUCCGGUUUAUAAGGCUUUCUUCAUGGUUCCGGUCUACUUCUUUGUCACCUCCUUCCUGCUGUCACUCCUCAUCUGCUGGAAGGGUGGUUCUGCGAAGAUAGACCUUACUGACAUUCAAGCUGUGUGGGUUUCCAUCGUUGUUGGUGUAGCCGUUGCCCUCGUGGUUGCUACGUUUUUCAUUCCUUUCCUAUACCGUCGCAUUAUCAAGGGUGACUGGGAACUCAAGGACUGGCAAGUAAUCCAAGGUCCUCUCCUCCUCCGCCGCCCCGAGCCCACCCCACGUCCAGAGGGUAUGAUUGUUGGCAACAUCCCUGACUUCUAUGCUGGACAUCUUACCGCUGAGGAGCUCGCCGCAAAGCGCGCUGGAGAAGGUCGACCCAUCCACGAUGACAUUGAAAAGGAUGCUAUUCACUCUACAACCGUGGAGGCCGCUAGCUCCGACUCUGAUAUUGUCCCCAUCGAAUCUACUCACCCAGUUACUGCCACUCCUGCGAAGCAACUCUCAACACCUAAGAAGCAGCCUCCCCCCGGUCACUGGUACACCCCUGCCGUCGCUUUCUGGUGGAUCAAGUAUGCCAUCUUCCACGGUGUUGAACAAGACGUUGUUUCUCAACAAAGCCACAAAGAUUUCUUGUCUGGCGAUAUCGAAAAGGUCCAUGCUACUGGCGAGCACUACGACAACAGAGCUGAAUACACAUACUCUUUCUUGCAAAUCAUGACUGCAUCUACUGCCUCUUUUGCUCAUGGGGCCAACGACGUUUCCAACGCCAUUGGACCAUACACCGCCAUCUAUUUCAUCUGGUCAACCGGCAAGAUUUCCAGCAAGGUGCCCGUUCCCCUCUGGAUUCUAGCCUUCGGAGGUGCCUGUAUUGUUAUUGGUCUCUGGACCUACGGCUACAACAUCAUGCGAGCCCUUGGAAAUAAGAUCACUCUGCACUCGCCAGCGCGUGGAUUCUCGAUGGAGUUGGGCGCGGCGAUCACUGUCAUCUUGGCUACCAAGCUUGCGCUCCCUGUCUCGACUACUCAAUGUAUUACUGGCGCCACUGUUGGUGUCGGUCUUUGUAAUGGUACGUGGAGAACGAUCAACUGGCGCAUGGUUGCUUGGAUCUAUAUGGGCUGGAUCAUCACUCUCCCUUGCGCUGGUAUCAUUUCCGGGUGUUUGAUGGGCAUAAUCCUUAACGCACCAAGGUGGGGUAACGGUGUGUAG
Messenger RNA from Alternaria burnsii, 1737 nucleotides. Its product is annotated as phosphate-repressible phosphate permease-like protein. The record is from RefSeq and is a predicted model, not a curated record. NCBI's taxonomy places the organism in Eukaryota, Fungi, Ascomycota, Dothideomycetes, Pleosporales, Pleosporaceae. The transcript has 4 exons. Gene Ontology annotation, cellular component: membrane. The coding region runs from base 1 to 1737 and encodes 578 amino acids. Gene Ontology annotation, biological process: phosphate ion transmembrane transport.